Messenger RNA from Sander lucioperca (pikeperch), 2071 nucleotides. Its product is annotated as E3 ubiquitin-protein ligase TRIM39-like. The transcript is spliced from 2 exons. Lineage: Eukaryota; Metazoa; Chordata; Actinopteri; Perciformes; Percidae. Gene Ontology annotation, molecular function: zinc ion binding; protein binding; ubiquitin-protein transferase activity. The record is from RefSeq and is a predicted model, not a curated record. Gene Ontology annotation, biological process: protein ubiquitination. The coding region runs from base 134 to 1798 and encodes 554 amino acids.
AGAGUUCAACUUCACUUCCUCAAAUGAAACGUAAAGUUUGUCAGAAGUUGAGUCUCUUUGUUUCUCUCUAAAGAAAGAUUCAAGAGUACAUCGGGGCUUUCUCCACAACAUAGCAGUUUCUCUGUGUGUAGAUAUGGCUGAAGCUAGUUGUCGACUGUCUGAAGAUCAGUUUCUGUGCCCCAUCUGUCUGGAUGUGUUCACUGAUCCUGUCACCACAUCAUGUGGACACAACUUCUGCAGAAACUGCAUCACUGAACACUGGAAUAGUAAUAACCGGUACCGGUGUCCGAUGUGUAAAACGGUUUUCAACACAAGGCCUGAGUUGCUCAUCAACACUUUCAUCUCUGAGAUGGUCGCUCAGUUCAGAGAGUCAGCUCAACAGAAAGCCAGCAGCAGCAGCUCAGAGCAACAUGUGUCCAAACCAGGAGAAGUUCCCUGUGACGUCUGCACUGGAACCAAACUGAAGGCCCUGAAGUCCUGCCUGGUGUGUCUGGCCUCCUACUGUGAGACUCACCUGGAGCCUCAUCUGACCAUGUCAGGCCUGAAAAGACAUCAGCUGAUCGACCCUGUGGAGAACCUGGAAGGCAGGAUGUGUAUGAAGCACAAUAAACCUCUGGAGCUGUUCUGUAAGAUCGACCAGACAUGUGUCUGCAUGAUCUGCACUGUUUUAGACCACAAGAUGCAUGAUGUUGUUCCUCUGAAAGAAGAAUAUGAAGAAAAGAAGGCUGAGCUGGGGAAGACAGAGGCUGAAAUUCAGCAGAUGAUCAAAGAGAGACAACAAAGGAUUCGGAAUAUCAAUCGCAGGGUCAACUCCAGCAGGAAAAAUGCAGAGUCAGAGAUAGCAGAAGGUGUUGAGGCCUUCACAGCUCUGGUGAAGUUGAUUGAGAGAAGCAUGAACAUCCUCAUUGAUACAAUUCAAGAGAAGCAGAAAGCAAUAGAAAAACAGGCCCAAGCUUUCAUCAAAGAGCUGGAACAGGAAAUCUCUGAGCUAAUGAAGAGAAGCACUGAGGUGGAGCAGCUCUCACGCUCUGAAGACCACCUUCAUGUUCUCCAAAGCAUCCAGUCUAUGAAAGCUGUUCCACCCACCAAAGACUGGGCAAAAGUCAGAGUCUGUCCACAAUCAUAUGUGGGGACUGUGGCAAGAGCUUUGGCUCAGCUGGAGGAGACACUGAGUGAAGACAUUAAGAAACUGUUUAAAUCUGAACUAAAGGGGGUCCAGCGGUAUGCAGUGGAUGUGAGUCUUGAUCCUGAUACAGCACAUCCUACACUCAUCCUGUCUGAUGAUGGGAAACAAGUGUAUCAUGGUGACGUGAAGAAAAAUCUCCCUGACAAACCAGAGAGAUUUUCUAAUUGUCUUUGUGUUUUUGGAAAGCAGAGUUUCUCAGAGCAGAGUUCCUCUUCAGGCAGAUUUUACUUCGAGGUUGAAGUUAAAGAAAAGACUAAAUGGACUUUAGGAGUGGUCAGAGAGUCGAUCAACAGGAAAGAGAACAUCCCACUGAGCCCUGAGGAUGGUUACUGGACUAUAGGAUUGAGAAAUGAAAAUGAGUACAAAGCUAAUGCUGAGCCUCCAGUCCUUCUCUCUCUGAAGUCCCAGCCUCAGAAGGUGGGGGUGUUUGUGGAUUGUCUGGAGGGUCUGGUCUCCUUUUAUGACGUAGAUGCUGCAGCUCUUAUCUACUUCUUUACUGGCUGCUCCUUCACUGAGAAGCUCUUCCUAUACCUCGGUCCUUGUCCUAAUGAUGGUGGUAAAAACUCUGCCCCUCUGAUCCUCUCUCCUGUCAAUCGCACUGAGACCGAGUAGAACAAUUAUUUGAUUUUGUAUGAAAGCAAUCAGCUUUAAAUAAGAGUACAUAUUAUUUAGUAACGGUCACUGUAUUUUGGCUUUUUCUGAUUUUGGCUUUUUGAUAUUACAUCAUAUUUCAACGCAUAUGAACAAGUUUGUAUGAUAUUGUAUAGAAACUUAUGCACACCCAGCCGUACGAUCUCCUACGAAUUUAGGCAUCCACCAGCUGGUCGUGUGACAACCUGGUUAAGUUUAGCGGCCUUUACAGUUCAAUUUAGCUGACAAAAGGUU